This is a messenger RNA of Didymella exigua CBS 183.55, 1287 nucleotides long. RefSeq names its product medium-chain fatty acid ethyl ester synthase/esterase 1. The coding region runs from base 1 to 1287 and encodes 428 amino acids. The transcript is spliced from 2 exons. Gene Ontology annotation, biological process: medium-chain fatty acid biosynthetic process; medium-chain fatty acid catabolic process. NCBI's taxonomy places the organism in Eukaryota, Fungi, Ascomycota, Dothideomycetes, Pleosporales, Didymellaceae. Gene Ontology annotation, molecular function: monoacylglycerol lipase activity; acetylesterase activity. The record is from RefSeq and is a predicted model, not a curated record.
AUGUCUUGGUUACUCGGUCACGGCAAGACCGCCUACACACACCACACGUCACUAAUUCCGCUGGCAACUAAGUCUGGAUCCAAGACCACACUGCUAGAGAUCGCCCAAUCUUCGAUAGCACCAUGUCGUCUCAACCCAUUCCUCUUCAAUGGACACCUUCAGACUAUGUUCACAGCCUGGAAAGACCCGGGUCCACCAAUCCACUACAAGAGACACAUCUAUACAUCAAACCAUAGCGUGUACCCCGGCAGCUUCGCCGUCGACUUCGUCGUCAGCAAAGAAGAAGGCUCUGCAGCAACCUCCGAAUCCGAGCUACCAGAACGCACCACCCUCUACUCUGAGAAGGAAUGGGAGAAUAUAGGCAGCACCGACUCCAAACCAAUGCUCAUCGCACUCCACGGCCUAACUGGCGGAAGCCACGAAGUGUACCUCCGCGAAACCCUCGCACCUCUCACAGCUGCUGGAUGGGAAGCUUGCGUCGUCAACGGCCGUGGCUGCGCACUCUCCAAGAUCACGACGCCACAAUUGUUCAACGCGCGAGCAACUUGGGAUCUCCGAACGACGGUCAAAGAACUGCAGAUGCUGUUCCCCAACAGGCCACUCUACGCAGUCGGGUACUCCCUCGGCGCCAACAUCCUCACCAACUACUGCGGGGAAGAAGGCUCGAAGUGCGUGCUGCGCGCUGCAGUCGCAAACUCGAACCCGUGGAACCUUGAAGUCGCCAACGUCGAGCUGAACCGCACAUGGCUGGGUGUCAACAUUUACUCUCGCACCAUGGGGAGGAACUUGAUGGGUCUGUAUGAGAGGCACAAGGAGCAGAUACUACAGAACACGGAUAUCAAGAAGGAGGUUGUCGAGCAGUGCAAGUAUCUGUAUGAAUUUGACCGGCACGUGCAGUGUCCGUCGUGGGGGUAUCCGACGGAGGGCGCGUAUUAUAGGGACGCGCAGAGUGUGGAUGCGCUUGUGGCGGUGAGAGUGCCGUUCUUGGGCAUUAAUGCUGAGGACGAUCCGAUCUCCUCCAAAGCCGCCAUCCCGUUCGAAGAGUUCAAGCAGAACCCGUACACGCUACUCUGCACGACCGACUGGGGCGGCCAUCUGGGGUCCUUCCAGCUGGGCGGCGGCCGCUGGUUCGCAACAGCCACUGCCUCGUUCCUGACCAAAAUCCACGACACCGUUGACCACGCUGCGUCCAAGGCGGUGCGACAAGAGGACAAGGUCGACACGCCUAACAAAGUGUAUCCCAUCUUCGACCCCAACCACAGACGACUGGUUCUGCCGGACGCAUAG